AUGCUUUUUUUGUUUUUGUUUGUUUUUAUUAUACAUUUAUCGUAUUCAAUUAAUAUAAAUGGAAAAAAUAAUUUAUUCAUAAAUACCUCUUGUGAUAAUAAUAAUAAAAAAAAAAAAAAAUGGAACAGUCAAAAUAUUAAAAGGGAAGUCAUGCAAAUAUUUAAUGUUAUCCAGUCAAGGAAUGUUAUGAACAUGAGAGAUGAGAAGCAGCCACAUAAUAGUAACAAUAAAAUAAAUGUGAAUCCACCACAUUAUAGUAACAAUAAAAUAAAUGUGAAUCCACCACAUAAUAGUAACAAUAAAAUAAAUGUUAAUCCAUCACAUAAUAGUAACAAUAAAAUAAAUGUUAAUCCACCACAUAAUAGUAAGAACAAAAUAAAUGUGAAUCCAUCACAUAAUAGUAACAUGAGAAAUAUGAAAAAAUCACAAUAUUUUUAUGAAUCUAUAAAUAAAAAAGAAGGAGAGAUAUAUCCAACAAAAUAUAAUUUCCAAAGAAACAACAACGUAAUAUAUAAACAGAUCCCUGAGUUUACAUAUCCUUAUAAAAAAUAUAACAUUGAUGAUAUAUAUUAUGGUAGGAUCUUAAGUAUUAAUAGUAAAAAAAUAAAACUAGAUAUUUUAUGUGACAGAAAAGCUUAUUUAAAUACGUCGGAAUAUUUUAAUAAUCAUAUGAUGAAUAAAUAUAUUUAUAAUAUUUUAAAUAUUAAUAAUAUAAUAAAAGUACAAAUAAAAAAUAUAGAAAAAAUACAUCAAAAAAUACAUGUAGAUAUUAAAAAAUAUACAUAUGAAGAAUUCUUGUCAUCAUUUAAAAAUAACAAUAUAUAUAUAAACUCUAAAGUUAUUCAUAUAAAACCAAAAUAUGCAUUGUUAUAUCUAGCUCCUAAAAUUAUUGGUAAAUUAAUGUAUGAUAAAAAUGAGGACAUGCAAAAUUUGAAUGUUGGAAAUGAUGUACAUGUAAAAAUUGAUUACUUCGAUAAAAUGAAAAAUGAGUUAUACCUAAUAAGAUAA
Plasmodium adleri (nom. inval.) is the source of this 1008-nucleotide messenger RNA. Its product is annotated as conserved Plasmodium protein, unknown function. NCBI's taxonomy places the organism in Eukaryota, Apicomplexa, Aconoidasida, Haemosporida, Plasmodiidae. Bases 1 to 1008 code for a protein of 335 amino acids. The transcript has a single exon. The record is from RefSeq and is a predicted model, not a curated record.